GUGACUCCGCGCACUGUAAUAGGAAGUUCCCCUCCAAAACUUUUAGGAAACAGUCCUGUCCGACCUGCAUCAAAUGAACGCCGACACUAUAAUGCUAAUGAUGGGAAAGCUUCUCAGAGAGUGAAGAGGAUGCAUGGAUGCACAAACAGGAACUGAAGGAUUCACUGGUUGAUAUGUACAAAGCUAAUCCUAAAGUCAAUGAAGAACUGAAACAAAGGCUGCCGUCCCCUGUAAAGCACCAUUGUUCAGAGACCACACCACAACUUGGAUCCUCUUUAGUUGAAACUACCUCCGCUACAUCCCAAUGUCAGAGUUUAUCAAAAGCCCUGGAGGAGAAACUCACAGAAGUAUCUAAGACCCCCAGGCCCAGAGAAGGUUUGACGCUCAGACUCCCUCCACCCCCACCCGUGCCAGGCCCAGUUGCAGCUGAAGUGAGAAUCAUGGAGGAGGAAAGACGGUCUCCACAGAGACCCGCAGCACAGCAGGAGCAGGAUAUUAACGAGACAGCCAGCAGUCCGGUCCACACACCUCGCGUCAGCGGGGCAGGGUCUGCCACGCUCAGGCAUGCUCAUGCUCACGAGGACCAGGGAAAUUCCAAAGUUAUCAGCGACUCCAGAAAGCAAGUACCAGUUCUGGAUAAAGAGAAAAACAUUGCCUUUCUCUUAAAGGAGCUGGACUCCCUUAGAGACCUCAAUAAGAAGCUCCAGGAGAAGUUGGCGCUGAAGGAGAAGGAGUUGGAAACCAAGCUUCUGGACUCACAGCUACAGGAGGCCGAGCUGGAGGCACAUGCCAGUGAGAGAGCAGCAGCAUUAGUCGAGGAAAUCUAUAAGGCUCAGAGGGAGAGAGACCAGGCUGUGAUGGCCAGACUGCGUCUGGCUAACGAGGAGAGGGAUGAAGCUUUACUUCGGGCCAAGAAGCUUCAGGAGGCGACGCUGGAGCUGGAGAAUAUUAAACCUGAAGAAAGUGAUGUGUGCAAGCGUCUGGAACAAGAGCUUCUUCGUGUGAAAGAGCCGUGCCAUAAUUCUGCAAACAGCAACCGCCACCUGGCCGCCCAAAACAAUCGGGAACGAGCGAGCAAGCUUGAGGAGGAGCUUCAAGAAGCUCAGAGAGAACGAGAUAAAGCCCUGCUGCACAGUCACACAGUGGAAGAGGAGCUGCAAACCUUACGCAGUGUGCUACAGCAUCAGGCUGAUGAGACCAGUCUGGACAGUCCUGCCACCUCAAACCAGAGCCAGACCCAGAUUCAGCCCCUGCUGCACCGUCUGCAGCAGCUGACCUCAGAAUUUCAGAGCGCUCAGACCCAGCUGUGUCUGACCCAGGAGAGAGAGAGGGAGGCCAAUGAGAAAGUGCAGAGGUUGGAGCGGCUGGUGGAGGUGUUACGGAAGAAAGUGGGCACUGGCAGUGUCCGGAAAGUCAUCUGACUGACUGGCCGUCGGGCGACCUGAGCAGACGGCCACAUCUGGUGACCAGGCUGCAGCGUUUAACUCUGAGCAAACAGCCGAAGCCUGGCCUGGGCAAACACAGGCUGGAAGUGGCAUUCUUUCUCUCAGCCCUGUUCUCAUUCCAGCCCAGGCUCAGAAACGCCAUCGUAAAUGUUUAACCACAUUCUCUCUGCAGUCACCAAUGAAACUACUGCUGCCAGCCCUUUACCUCCACACUCUUAUCUGCUACUCCAAAGGUUUUCUUUCUUUCAUUCCUUCUCUCCUCUCGGUCGAUUUUUACUUGCAGUGUGACGUUAAGUCUGGUUAAACAAGGGAGAUUUGAUUGGACGAUUACUUUGUGAGGUACUGAGACUUUAUUUUUCAUAGAAAGCCAGCUAUUUUUGGACAAAGCUGGGAUUUGGGGAUGGACAAACUGGACUAUAGAUAUUUGACAUUUUUUCCAAAUUAAUAAAGGGAGUUAUAACAACAAUAUACAGUGUA
Messenger RNA from Sinocyclocheilus rhinocerous, 1922 nucleotides. It is a transcript of the gene mipol1, whose product is annotated as mirror-image polydactyly 1. The record is from RefSeq and is a predicted model, not a curated record. Lineage: Eukaryota; Metazoa; Chordata; Actinopteri; Cypriniformes; Cyprinidae. The coding region runs from base 138 to 1421 and encodes 427 amino acids. The transcript has 13 exons.